UUCCACCGCUCUCUCACGUCGAGCUGUUAUACACUGUCAGACGAAGCUAGUGAUCGGCGGCCGCUGCUGGUUUCCCCAUGCGGCAUGCACCCAAAGACAGAUCCAACUCUAGCCCGUUGCAAAUUGUGUGACCUGUGCGAGGGUCAGUACUACUGCGAUGCUCUUCACAGCUUCAUCUUGUGUUUUGUACAUCUCGACGAGGAGCAACUCAAUAGACGGGAGCAUGAGACCUCUCUUCGUCAAACUGGCUGCGAAACAGCACUCCCGUCCCACCGUUCACGUGAAACAGUUACCUCAUUGCAGGCAAGCCGCAGUCUCGCGCAGAUGCUGCCAUCCACGCCGUACUCAAUUACAUUACUCCCGCCUGCGGCUGGCCGGGCCGCCUCUGCACUUUCCGCGCAACACCUAUACGCGUUGGUCAUGUUCGUGGCCAAUAACAGAACGUAGCCCUGCUUGCAUUCGAUGUAUGAUCCAGCCGCUCCAGGUAUGUCACGUUCGCGCAUUCCUGAUGAGCUCGUUCGACAUAAUGGCAUGCAUAUUUACAGAUGCAGUCCGAGUCCGCCUCGUGAGCCUGUCAAAUUACGAUCAGUUUAUGUACCGCAUUGAUGAUGCUAUGUCAUGCGGCUGCCGUUUGAAUCUGCUAUGUCCCGUCCACUCCGAGUCUCGGAACAUACGCCCAUCUAUCGCCGACCUUCACGCCGGUGUUUUUCAAACGCUUGACCUGGCUAUACGAGAAGCCGGGCGCGCAAGAGAAGUCUUUCAAGCGUGUGGGACACGUCCAACGUAGAUGUCACACGGGAUGGUCACUUAUUCUAUCGGCGCUUGAGGAGAUAAGGUAGGGCAUGGCGAGAAUAUGUAUCAGGCAGGUACGAGGGUCCGCAUACAACUCAGUAUGCAAGGGAGCAGUUUCAUG
Molecule: messenger RNA, 913 nt
Organism: Fomitopsis serialis
Lineage: Eukaryota; Fungi; Basidiomycota; Agaricomycetes; Polyporales; Fomitopsidaceae
Exons: 5
Coding region: 158-787 (209 amino acids)
Source: RefSeq, a predicted model, not a curated record